Molecule: messenger RNA, 681 nt
Organism: Coffea arabica (coffee)
Lineage: Eukaryota; Viridiplantae; Streptophyta; Magnoliopsida; Gentianales; Rubiaceae
Source: RefSeq, a predicted model, not a curated record
AUGGAGGGACAGCAAUCUGAAGGGCAUCCAGUGAGCGACAAUGAAGAGAAACCUAUACAGCCCACCAAUGCAGAUGUAGCAGUAACCAAAUCUCCCAGGAAAGGAAAAAUGACUGUCAAAAGGAAGAGCAUUGCUCAUCCCAAGGAAAAGCAAACUGUUGAUCCUUCCUGGGAUCAGCAGAAUGCAGAGAAAACUGCUGAAGAACAACAAACUAAGGAACCAUUUACCAGGAGAUUACCAAGGACAAGGUCUGGUGUCCAGAGUACUGCGCAAACUGCUCAGCGCAAUGGAAAAAGAAAGCGUCCUGAGCAGCCUGAGACCCACACUGUUACUGAACCCACUCCUCUACCCAAGUUCAUCGACGAUGAAGCCAGAGAAAGAUGGCUUGGUGAUAACCAUGACUUCUGUCAACAAGCCACCUUCGUUGCCAAAAUGAAUCUGCUCGUACCUCCCACUCCUUCAGAAAAUGAAAAUGCACACCGAAAGGAACCUAGAACUGAGCCAACCACUAAGACUACCCCAGAGUACCUUGCCUCCAGUUCUCAACCACAGGACAAGGAAAAAGCUCCGGUAACUGAAGAGGAGGAUGAUGAUGAUGGGGAUGAGGACACUGACGAAGAAGACCCUGCUCAGUUUCGUCUGACUAGAAGAAGGCCUGGAUUCUCCAAAUUCACAUUUUAG